This is a messenger RNA of Vigna radiata var. radiata (mung bean), 2549 nucleotides long. RefSeq names its product serine/threonine protein phosphatase 2A 57 kDa regulatory subunit B' beta isoform. The record is from RefSeq and is a predicted model, not a curated record. Gene Ontology annotation, molecular function: protein phosphatase regulator activity. Bases 410 to 1816 code for a protein of 468 amino acids. Gene Ontology annotation, cellular component: protein phosphatase type 2A complex. Lineage: Eukaryota; Viridiplantae; Streptophyta; Magnoliopsida; Fabales; Fabaceae. Gene Ontology annotation, biological process: signal transduction. The transcript is spliced from 2 exons.
UAUUUGAAUUGGCAUGUAGGAUGAUUAAAAAUGUAGAAAUGACUCUAAACUCAAAGACUCCUUUUUUCUUCUAACAUUAAUCAAAUCCAUUAUCCUAAUCCACAACACAAUUCUUCACUUUCCUUUCUCUGACCUUAUGCAAUUCUCAUUCUCAUUAUAAACUCACUCUCUCACUCUCUCUCCCUCUGCCAUUUCUUCACUUGCUGGAACGCAUCGCUGAUCGACGAACCGCAGCCAUUCCGCUCAGUCGUCACUUUGAUCCUCCUGGAGCGCAGUUCCCUUGUCAGAUCCGUCGUCCUUCGCUUUCGUUGUGAUGCGAAAAUCUUUAGAGGCCAAGCUGCGGAUUGGGAAGGAGCUUCUGCCGAAUUCAUUAGCCUAGGGUUAGGGUUUCUUCCAUCGUUUCCUAAAUAUGUUUAAGCGAAUCAUGAAGGGAGGGCAGAAGAAGCCCUCCAAGACGGACCCGAGCGAUCCGUCCUCCUUCGGUCCGCCGGUGAUGGCCGCUGCUCCGGAGGUGGUGGUGCCGCCGCCUACGGGGACCAUAGAGCCGCUGCCGCUGUUCCGCGAUGUGCCCGUGUCGGAGCGGCAGACCCUGUUCAUUCGGAAGCUUCAGAUAUGCUGCCACGUGCUGGACUUCUCGGACACUCUGAAGAGCAUUCGCGAGAAGGAAAUCAAGAGGCAGACGCUGAUGGAGCUCGUGGAUUUCAUACAAUCGGGUUCGGGGAAGAUAACCGAGACUUGCCAGGAGGAGAUGAUCAAAAUGGUGGCCGUCAAUAUCUUCCGGUGCCUCCCGCCGGCGUCGCACGAGAACACCGGCCAGGAACCCACCGAUCCGGAGGAAGAGGAGCCGUGCCUUGAUCCCGCGUGGCCGCACCUUCAGCUUGUCUACGAGCUUCUCCUCAGAUACAUCGUUUCCUCUGAUACUGACACAAAGGUUGCGAAACGGUACAUUGAUCAUUCUUUUGUCCUCAAACUGCUUGAUUUGUUUGACUCCGAGGACCCCCGUGAGCGUGAGUACUUAAAAACCAUAUUACAUCGCGUGUACGGGAAAUUCAUGGUUCAUCGCCCCUUUAUUAGGAAGGCCAUUAACAACAUAUUUUUUCGGUUUAUAUAUGAGACGGAGCGGCAUAGCGGUAUUGGGGAGCUUCUUGAGAUUCUGGGGAGCAUUAUCAAUGGCUUUGCUCUGCCGAUGAAAGAAGAACAUAAGCUGUUUUUAUCUAGGGCGCUUCUGCCUCUGCAUAAGCCCAAGCCGGUUGCGGUGUAUCACCAGCAGUUGUCGUAUUGCAUUGCGCAGUUUGUGGAGAAGGAUUUCAAGCUCGCCGAUGCAGUUAUUAGGGGCUUGUUGAAGUAUUGGCCCGUAACUAAUUGCCAGAAGGAGGUUCUCUUUCUUGGGGAACUGGAGGAGGUGCUGGAGGCCACGCAAGCUGCGGAAUUCCAACGCUGCAUGGUCCCUCUUUUUAGACAGGUUGCCCGCUGCCUCAAUAGUUCUCACUUUCAGGUUGCAGAACGAACUCUCUUUUUGUGGAAUAAUGAGCACAUUGUCAGCUUAAUUGCCCAAAACAGGACUGUAGUAUUACCCAUAAUAUUCGAAGCACUGGAGAAAAAUAUCCAGAGUCAUUGGAACCAGGCUGUUCACGGAUUGACCGUGAACGUUCAGAAAAUGUUCAUAGAAAUGGAUGCAGAAUUAUUUGAAGAAUGUCAGAGACAGUAUGCAGAGAGGGAGGCUAAAGCAAAGGAUUUAGAAGAGCAGCGGGAAUUGAAUUGGAAAAGACUGACAGAUGCAGCUGCACAGAAUGGGGUGGAUAUGGUCACAGCUUAGUCAAAUUACUUUUCUGCCUGAACUGGGACUGUGAAUUGGAUCGGUGAAGGAUUACAUGUGCUCCUCGCCAUUUUGGUGCCACAUUAUUUAUUGGUUCCUUUCUUUCCCACUUAAUUUCUUUUUCCUCUCUAUUUUCUCAGUUGGAUACUCCGCAAGUUGAAGAAAGCAGUGAUUAAUGUAACUUAAAAGUGCAGUUGGAUAAUCAGUUGGACGUUGUUAGCAAUGUCUGCAGAUUAAGAAUGUUUAAUGAAACACUUUCAUGUAUUUUUUUUUUUCACUUACAGAGAGAAAUACGGAUAAUUUUUUCCUUCUGGAAACAGAGUCUAGUGCCCUUUGUGUUUAUGGCACAAAAAGUAGGGUGGCUGAUUGGGGGUAUUUUAUAGUAAAAAUAGGGCAGGUUUGGUUUGGCACUAAUUUUUGUGAGGAGCUGGCUUUGUACGGGGGGUUAUGUCCGUAUCAUAUAAAAGGGCUGGUGAUUUACUUGUACAAUAGGGCAACGUUGCCUUCAAGCAAUGCGGCAAACAUGUUCGAUGUAGCCCACCAUUGAUGAUUACUCCCCUAAUUUGGAUCUCCGAUCAAAGGCAUUGGAGAUUUUCCUGUUGUUGAUUUGGAACGACUUUCAAAAUGUCUCAGUUAAUUGUAUUGAUUUUCCUUUUGAUGUAACUGUUGAGAUUUGUUCUCUUUGAAGCUGAUAUUCCUGUUUUAGAUUGAUAUUUUAUCCCUAUUUUGCUCA